This is a messenger RNA of Aspergillus affinis, 1626 nucleotides long. Its product is annotated as putative IMP dehydrogenase. Gene Ontology annotation, molecular function: IMP dehydrogenase activity. Bases 1 to 1626 code for a protein of 541 amino acids. Gene Ontology annotation, biological process: GTP biosynthetic process. Gene Ontology annotation, cellular component: cytoplasm. The transcript is spliced from 3 exons. The record is from RefSeq and is a predicted model, not a curated record. Lineage: Eukaryota; Fungi; Ascomycota; Eurotiomycetes; Eurotiales; Aspergillaceae.
AUGCCUAUCUCCAACGGCGACGCUCUUGGCAGGGCCAUGAAGGCCGAGAUCCAGGAUCACACCAAGGCCCUGGAAGUCCUGGAGAAGGACUACCCCUCCAGAGAUGGUCUGGAUGUUGAUACCCUGCUGGAUUCGGACAAGCACGGAGCAUUGACCUACAAUGACUUCCUCAUCUUGCCCGGAUAUAUCGGCUUCCCUGCUUCCGAUGUCAGCCUGGAAACCCCCGUCUCCAAGCGCAUCAGCUUGAAGGCCCCUCUUCUGUCCUCCCCCAUGGACACUGUCACCGAGCACAACAUGGCCAUCCACAUGGCUUUGCUGGGUGGUCUGGGUGUCAUCCACCACAACUGCACCGCCGAGCAGCAAGCCGAGAUGGUCCGCAAGGUGAAGAGAUACGAGAACGGCUUUAUCUUGGACCCCGUUGUGCUCUCCCCCAAGGCUACUGUCGGAGAAGCCAGGGACUUGAAGACCAGGUGGGGAUUCGGUGGUUUCCCCGUCACUGAGAACGGUACCCUCCGCUCGAAGCUCGUUGGUAUGGUCACCAGCCGUGACAUUCAGUUCCACCACAACCUUGAAGACCCCGUCACCGCCAUCAUGGCCACCGACCUGGUUACUGCCCCUGCUGGCACCACCUUGGCCGAGGCCAACGAGGUUCUCCGCAGCUCCAAGAAGGGCAAGCUCCCCAUCGUUGAUGAGAGCGGAAACCUUGUCUCCCUGCUUUCGCGCAGUGACUUGAUGAAGAACCUUCACUACCCUCUGGCCUCCAAGCUUCCCGAGUCGAAGCAGCUGAUCUGCGCUGCUACCAUCGGUACUCGUGACGCCGACAAGCAGCGUCUUCAGCUGCUGGUUGAGGCUGGUCUCGACAUCGUCAUCCUGGACAGCAGCCAGGGUAACAGCAUGUACCAGAUCGAAAUGAUCAAAUGGGUCAAGAAGACCUUCCCCGAAAUUGACGUCAUUGGCGGAAACGUCGUGACUCGGGAGCAAGCCGCGGCUUUGAUUGCCGCCGGUGUCGAUGGCCUGAGAAUUGGCAUGGGCAGCGGUAGUGCUUGUAUCACCCAGGAGGUCAUGGCUGUCGGCCGUCCCCAGGCCGCGUCCGUUCGCAGCGUGUCUUCUUUCGCCGCUCGCUUUGGCGUUCCUUGCAUUGCUGAUGGUGGUGUCCAGAACGUUGGACACAUCGUCAAGGGUCUUGCUAUGGGUGCCUCCACCGUCAUGAUGGGCGGUCUCCUUGCCGGUACCACCGAGUCUCCCGGUGAGUACUUCGUCAGCAACGAAGGUCAGCUCGUCAAGGCCUACCGUGGCAUGGGCAGUAUCGCUGUCAUGGAGGACAAGAAGGCCGGCGGCAAGGCCGGUAACGCCGGUACCGCUCGGUACUUCUCGGAGAAGGACAACGUCAUGGUCGCCCAGGGUGUUGCCGGCUCCGUCCUCGACCGUGGUUCCGUCACCAAGUUCAUCCCUUACCUCGUUGCGGGUGUGCAGCACUCUCUUCAGGACAUCGGUGUGCCCAGCCUUGAGGCUCUGCACGACGGUGUGAACAAGGGUCUUGUCCGCUUUGAAAUGAGAAGCGCUAGCGCCAUGGCCGAGGGUAACGUCCACGGUCUGCACAGCUACGACAAGAAGCUCUACUCUUAA